CCGGUGGCGAUGGCGUCGUUCACGGUUAAGGCCUACCUGCUGGGCAAGGAGGAUUCGGUGCGCGAGAUUCGCCGCUUCAGCUUCAGCGUGGGCGCCGAGGCCGAAGCCGAGGCCGAAGCGGCGGGGGCCCGGCCCUGCGAGCGGCUGCUGGCCCGGAUAGCCGCGCUCUUCCCCGCGCUCCGGCCCGGCGGCUUCCAGGCGCACUACCGCGAUGAGGACGGGGACUUGGUGGCCUUCUCCAGCGAAGAGGAGUUGAACAUGGCUUUGACCUACGUGAAAGAUGGCCUCUUCCGUGUUUACAUCAAAGAGAGGAAGGAAUGCCGACGGGAACACCGCCCUCCCUGUGCUCAGGAUGGUGCACCCCGCAACUUGGUGCACCCCAAUGUGAUCUGUGAUGGCUGCAAUGGUCCGGUAGUGGGGACCCGGUUCAAAUGUAGCGUUUGCCCAGACUACGACCUGUGUGCCGCCUGUGAGGGGAAGGGCCUGCACCAGGAGCAUGCCAAGCUGACCUUCCCAGGUUUUGUGGGGCACCUCUCAGAGGGCUUCGCACAUAGCCGUUGGCUCCGAAAGCUGAAGCAUGGCCAUUUUGGGUGGCCCAGCUGGGAGAUGGGGCCCCCUGGCAACUGGAGCCCACGACCCCCUCGAGCAGGAGAUACGCGGGCUAGUCCUUCAGCAGCAGCACCAACUGAAGAUGCAGCCAGCGUGGGCCCCUCAGAGGACCCAGGCAUGAACUUCCUCAAGAAUGUUGGGGAGAGUGUUGCUGCCGCCCUUAGUCCUCUGGGCAUCGAAGUGGAUAUUGACAUGGAGCACGGUGGGAAGAGGAGCCGCCUGACUCGCGGAAGCUUCAGCGUUGACAAGGCGGACCCACCAGCCUGCAGUGACUCCCCUAAUGCUGGCCAGCCCAGCGGGGACAACAAUGGGAGUGCCACGGUGUCCCUGGUGGAACAGAUGAACAAGAUUGUCCUGGAAUCAGGACUGCCUUCUGAGGUUCAGGUGGAGUCGGACACAGGCUCGGGAGGCGACGAUGACUGGACACAUCUGUCAUCCAAGGAGGUGGACCCUUCCACAGGUGAGCUCCAGUCUCUGCAGAUGCCCGACUCGGCGGGCCCCAGCUCUCUGGACCCUUCCCAGGAGGGCCCCACGGGCCUGAAGGAGGCAGCAGUGUACCCACAUCUGCCACCAGAAGCUGACCCGAGGCUGAUAGAGUCACUGUCACAGAUGCUAUCCAUGGGCUUCUCUGACGAGGGUGGUUGGCUGACCCGCCUCCUGCAGACCAAGAAUGGUGACAUCGGGGCUGCACUGGAUGCCAUCCAGUACUCCAAGCACCCGGGGCCUUUGUGAGGCCCCAGCCAGUCUGGGGUGCCCUCUGCUGGCCAGCCUCUGCCAGAAGGGACACUCCUCCUUAGAAGGAAGGUUCAUAUACCCCCCUGACCCCUUCCAGUGACCCCCACCAAUACCCCUAGCAGCGAAGACCUGCUCACCAACUGCUUGGCCUUUGCUUCUUCUAUGCUUUCCCAUAAGCUGUAGGCCUGAGGCUGGCCAAGGCAGGCAGAACCCAUAAUGGGGUUCAGUGCUGCUCAUUUCAUCAACAUUACAGUGGUGGGCUUUGACAGCAAGAACCCCUUGGCCUUCUCUCUUGUCAGUUUAUGAAACAUUAAAGAUCACUUUAACC
Molecule: messenger RNA, 1672 nt
Organism: Suncus etruscus (white-toothed pygmy shrew)
Lineage: Eukaryota; Metazoa; Chordata; Mammalia; Eulipotyphla; Soricidae
Gene: SQSTM1
Product: sequestosome 1
Exons: 8
Coding region: 10-1341 (443 amino acids)
Biological process (GO): aggrephagy; endosome organization; mitophagy
Cellular component (GO): aggresome; amphisome
Molecular function (GO): zinc ion binding; K63-linked polyubiquitin modification-dependent protein binding; protein kinase C binding
Source: RefSeq, a predicted model, not a curated record